UUGUGUCGACCUAAUGAACGUGACCUAUUUUUACUCUGUGGCUGUGGUAACUAGUGUAACCCAUGGUUUAUCUUGCUGUUUAGUUUCACUUUCUCUUAGUUUAGCUAUUGGAACAGAUCACUUCAAACCACAACUGCAAUACAGUCAACAGACAAUUAUCCCAUAGCUGCAAUACAGGGAACAGAAAAGUAUCCCAUAGCUGCAAUACAGGGAACAGAAAAUUAUCCCAUAGCUGCAGGAUCCAUGUUGGAACACAGAGUGGCAUACAAGAUGAGGUACUACACAGUUGAGACUGGCAGUACUUUGGAAUCUCAUAUUCAGUUUAUGAGACGACUCAACAACACCACAAUAUGUUUUACGGAAGUCAAGUCUCCGAUGGAGAGUGAUGUCAUCAUGGCUUUCUGUCCCAUCGUCUCCCGCGCUGGGACUGAUAUUGAAGCAGCACUGGAACAGAUUCCAACUGGUAAAGAUGUCAUUCUGGUGGUGCUGCAUCACACCUUCAACCCAGACUUCACUGUACCUGACAGCAGCAGACUAGUGACCAGAAGUGAUGUAAUAAUGACAGUGGACUGUCUGUUCCAUGAGAGCCAGGGAGGACUACUGGACUGUCCUCGCAAUGAUGCAGCAGUCAAAACGAUUAAGCAGAAGCUAGACAUAGCUCUUAUGGCCAGAAAUUGUGGCUGUCCAGCUUGGAUUCUAAGCUUUGUUAAAGUAUGUCAAAUCAUUGCAAAUUAUAAAGUAACUAUACAUCAGCAACUACUACACUGAACAAAAAUAUAACGC
Molecule: messenger RNA, 783 nt
Organism: Coregonus clupeaformis (lake whitefish)
Lineage: Eukaryota; Metazoa; Chordata; Actinopteri; Salmoniformes; Salmonidae
Exons: 5
Coding region: 244-768 (174 amino acids)
Source: RefSeq, a predicted model, not a curated record